GCAUUGGCGAUAUCACCACCCACAUAGAUGUUUGGCACCGGUGUCAUUAAAUUCAUGUCCGUAUCAAUUGUGCCAUCAGCAUUUAUCGAUUUUAGAUGAGUAUCAAAGUAUUAGUGAUGGGCACCGCAAGCAGCUUCGGUUGGAACUGAAUUAACACAAAGUCAUUACUUAAAAAAAAAAAAUUUAAUUUCUGUCAAGUCAAGUCCAAACCUUAGUUAAUAAUGCUAUGUUUUUUCUUUUUAAAAAUAAAAUAAUUUACUUGCAAAAAACAUAUUCUUAAUUGCCAAAUUUUUAUGUUUCUGUCUACACCUAACCCCUAAUAUUAUUAAAUGCUAUACUCACCGAUUUUAUUUUGCCUACUAUAGAGGACACAAAUUCCAAAUUAAUGAAACCGCCUCCUACACAUACUAAAUUAGUUUUUGGUUUUAACACAUGCAUUAUUGUUUGGAGAUCUUUAUAGUCAUGUAUGGAGAAGACAUUUCUUAAAUCAGUACCGUUAAUACCCAAUCUACUUGGCUUCGAACCAGUCGCAAUGAAAAGUUUAUCAUAUAUAAUUAGUUCUUCAUUGGAACAGCUAAUUGUUCUCAUGGCUGUAUCCAAAUUAGUUGCAUCCACACCCAAUAUAAGCUCAAUAUUAUUUCGCUGAUAAAAAUCGGUAUCGCGAAAAUGCAAAUCAGCUAUAUCUAUUUGCCAUGCUUUUGAUAGUGGUGUACGGUCGUAAGGUAAAGUAUCUUCCCGACACAAUAUUAUUAUGCGUCCUGUGUAGCCCUCUUGACGUAAUGUUUCAGCGCAUGUAGCUGUUGCAAUUCCACCGCCUACCAACAGAAAUAUACGUUCGUCAGCUUUAUUGUGUUCCACCAUCUCUUUUGUGCGCCGUAUCUUAUUAAGAUCUUUGAUUCUCGCACGCACUUUCACUUCGCCGUUUGUAGUUAUUUCAACAGGAUAUGUUGGUAAUGAAUCUAAACCCGGAAAAUCCUCUAUAUCGCCAGUUCUGAUAUUAUAACAAGAACCAUGACGUGAGCAUCGAAUACGUCCAUGUCCUAAUACGCCUCUAACCAAAGGCGCCCCUUGAUGUGGACACGUCGCUCCGAUGGCCCAGAUUCGAUCGUUUUGACGUAUUAACAACAACUUAUUGUUUUCGUCAAAGUUGUACUCCUUAACUUCGUCAUUAUUAAUAUCCGAUUCAUUGCAAAUUGAAACAAAAUCAGUGAAUUCAGACAUUGUUUGGCGUAAAAUCUUUUCAAUUAAAGAAAUAUUUUUCGAUUUUUUGGUGCUGUCAAAUAAGGUAUGUUAUUUUAAAUUUGAAAAUCAACUCUUGACAUUUUCAGUUUAUAGGAAAUUUAGUUCAGGAUGAUACCGUGAUUCAAUAAUAUAGGGUUGUGUCGAUAGUCCAAAAACAACAAUUAGUCAAAAGUGAUUCAAAAAUAGAUUUUUCAAAAAAACUAUACAAAAAAGUUGAUUUAACAGUAACACAACCUGUAUACCAUAUAAUUGUAUCAUUUGUGUUACUUUUCUUACACAAUCAAAACAGCUUUAUUAAAAUCUCCAUUAUUACUAAUUAAUUUUGAUUCAUACCAUGCACAUUACCCAAAAAUUAACGAAAGCUUUUUUGUAAAAUAAUGUGAAUGAACUGAUUUCAAUUAAAGGCUUACAACUUCCUUUAUUGCACUUCCGUUAUUAUUGCGAAUUAUUGCUCAAUAACGCAUGCAACCCUACAAUUUGCCGUCAUUUGUUCCAUUUGGAUUUCGCCGCAGUUCUGUUAGAUUUUGUUUUAAUUCAUUCGGUCGAAAAUCGACUUUCGCACUGUUUCGAACCUGUCGCAUUUUAUAUUUUACUCGACGGACGCGAGUACAAUUUAUAUUAGUAAAAAAAUAUUGUAAAACACUAUUAACAAUGCCUGCUAAAGCUGUUAGUGUAAUCAACGGUGAUGUCAAAGGUACCGUUUACUUUGAGCAGAAGGAUGAGUCUUCACCCGUAACAGUGACUGGUGAAGUUUCUGGACUUUCUAAGGGUCUUCAUGGCUUCCAUGUACAUGAAUUUGGUGAUAACACUAACGGCUGCACCUCAGCUGGACCACAUUUUAAUCCUGCUGGCAAGGAACAUGGUGCGCCAACCGAUGAAAAUCGUCAUUUGGGUGAUUUGGGCAAUAUUGAAGCCAGUGGUGCUGGACCAACCAAGGUCAAUAUCAGCGAUAAAUUAAUAACAUUGUUCGGAGCAAAUAGCAUUGUUGGACGUACUGUUGUUGUGCAUGCUGAUCCCGAUGAUUUGGGCAAAGGUGGCCACGAAUUGAGCAAAUCGACUGGCAACGCUGGUGCACGUCUUGGUUGUGGUGUGAUCGGAAUUUGCAAGAACUAAGUUUGCUUAAGUUGGAAUUGUGUAGGCAGGAUAAAACCAUGUAAUUCCAUUAAACAUAUGGAAUAUAUAGUAUAUACAUAUGAACAUAUUUAAAUACAUAUGUUUUAAAAUAUUAUAUAUCGUAACAAAAUUAACUGAUUUCUAACUGCAUAAGAUAACUUAAAGUUAUCACUUACUUUUGGGUAUAAUUAGCAUCUAUAACGUUACAAAUAAAAUAUAUGUGGUGAAUUGGAAAA
This is a messenger RNA of Bactrocera oleae (olive fruit fly), 2591 nucleotides long. It is a transcript of the gene Sod1, whose product is annotated as Superoxide dismutase 1. Gene Ontology annotation, biological process: superoxide metabolic process. Gene Ontology annotation, molecular function: copper ion binding. Lineage: Eukaryota; Metazoa; Arthropoda; Insecta; Diptera; Tephritidae. The record is from RefSeq and is a predicted model, not a curated record.